ACCGCUUACCACACCUGAGGCUCAACUUUCGUUUUGAUUUCGUACUAAAGGAUAGAUCUAGGACAUUAUGGCCACUGUCACUUCAAACAUCCAUUGUGAUUUGACAGUCUGUUCUAUUUAUUUGGAACAUUACAAAUCACCAAGGUAUUUACCGUGCACACACACUUUCUGUCAUCCGUGUCUACUGUCACACAUCAAGUCGUCGUGUGCGGACUGCAGUCUACCGCUCGGAUUUUCAUGUCCGCUGUGUCGAACGUUCGUCUCCGCGCCUGGUAAUGUUGGCCAGUUCACUCCAGAAGAAUGGGCAGGCAGAUUUCCAGAAAACCGAUUUAUGAGCUCUGUUGCAAAUCAAUGCGAGCCUUGUGACAUUGAUGGAGACGACAAACCUGCUAGUGGUUGGUGCAGAGACUGCUCCGAGGCCUUGUGCGAGGAGUGUCUUCAGUGGCACAAAAAAUUCAAACCUUCUAGAAAUCAUGAAAUAGUUCCUCUCACUGAAGGGGCUAUUCCUUCUACUUCUACCCCAUUACUGGACAUGUGCGAGGAUCAUGAGGGGCGAAAAAUUGAAAUGUUUUGUGAAAGUCAUCUCGCACCAUGUUGUGUCCUCUGUGUUACAACAGAACACGGUAAAUGUAAAAGCAUUUGUUCGAUAGAGGAAGCGACCGAUAAAGUAAUAAAACCUGGGAAAGUAAAACGCUUGCGAGAUGAUGUCGAUCGACUUGAAGUCAUGUUAGAAAAGGUUAUUACUGAAGAGAAAGCCAACAUCCAAGAUAUCGAAGAUGUAGCUGACAAGUUAGGGGAAGAAAUUUCGGGAGCGAAAGCAGCCAUUAUUGAAACUGUAACAAAGCUGGAGGAACAACAUUUAAACGAAGUAGGAAAGGCAACUAAAGAUGCUAAAGCAAAACUUCAAAAAUCAAUCAACACUUUCGAACAGAGGCAAUGUUAUCUUCGCCACUGGAAAGAAAUACUCGGGAAAAAUUUAUUCACUGAUGGGUCAUCAAAAACAAUUGUCGCAUUGUCUUAUACCAAAAUGGAACGUAUAUUUCAAACUUUGAAAGAAAUGGAAAUGUCUCAGCUCAGAUUUGGAAUUCAAGCCAAGAUACAAGAUGACGGUUACGUCUUCAUCAUAGCCACCACAGCAAUCAUCAACAGCGCCACCAUCCUGGAGUCUGUCAUGGAGAGACCACCCAUAUAAUUCAUCGUCAUAUAGAUUAUCGUUUUAUAGUUAAUCAUUUUUGUCAUAUAAUUUAUCAUCGUCAUUUAGACUGUUAUUUUUGUCAGUAACUGUAUUUAAAGGAAGUGAACAU
This is a messenger RNA of Ostrea edulis (European flat oyster), 1304 nucleotides long. RefSeq names its product transcription intermediary factor 1-beta-like. Lineage: Eukaryota; Metazoa; Mollusca; Bivalvia; Ostreida; Ostreidae. Gene Ontology annotation, cellular component: chromatin; nucleoplasm. Gene Ontology annotation, biological process: positive regulation of DNA-templated transcription. The coding region runs from base 68 to 1192 and encodes 374 amino acids. Gene Ontology annotation, molecular function: zinc ion binding; ubiquitin-protein transferase activity. The transcript is spliced from 2 exons. The record is from RefSeq and is a predicted model, not a curated record.